UUUUUUAGUUUUUUUCUUUUUUCUUUCAGAGACCAGAAUUCCAAAUCUGAACUAUUUAGGGUGAUAAGCUGCGAUCUUUGAGCUAGCUAAAAAUAAGACAUUUCAACAAACAACUUAAAUUUGGGGUAGAGGAUACAAAGGCGUGAGACAUCAGGUUGUUGUUUUUUUUUUAUCAUAAGAUUCUGGGCCUAAAAAUAAUAAAUGGGGGAUUACGGGUUUGGAGUGCUAGUGCAAAGCAAUACUGGGAAUAAAUCUGCUUUUCCAGUCAGAUUCCAUCCACAUCUGCAGCCUCCACACCAUCACCAAAAUGCCACCCCCAGCCCCGCUGCUUUUAUAAAUAAUAACACAGCUGCCAAUGGCAGCAGUGCCGGGUCAGCUUGGCUCUUUCCUGCUCCGGCUACCCAUAACAUUCAGGAUGAGAUCUUGGGAUCAGAAAAGGCAAAAAGUCAGCAACAGGAACAGCAAGACCCUUUAGAAAAGCAGCAGCUCUCCCCCAGUCCAGGUCAGGAAGCUGGAAUACUGCCUGAAACUGAGAAGGCAAAAUCUGAAGAAAAUCAAGGGGACAAUUCUUCAGAAAAUGGCAACGGGAAGGAGAAAAUAAGAAUUGAAUCACCAGUGUUGACAGGGUUUGAUUAUCAAGAAGCCACGGGGCUAGGUACUUCAACCCAACCCUUGACAUCUAGCGCAUCGUCUCUUACUGGUUUCAGUAACUGGUCAGCAGCGAUAGCGCCUUCUUCCUCUACAAUCAUCAAUGAAGAUGCAAGUUUCUUUCACCAGGGAGGGGUCCCGGCUGCUUCGGCUAAUAACGGUGCUCUGUUGUUUCAAAAUUUUCCCCAUCAUGUCAGCCCUGGCUUUGGAGGCAGUUUCUCUCCUCAGAUCGGGCCUCUCUCACAGCACCACCCUCAUCACCCUCAUUUCCAGCAUCAUCACAGCCAGCAUCAGCAGCAAAGGAGGUCCCCUGCCAGUCCCCAUCCCCCACCUUUCACACAUAGAAAUGCUGCUUUUAACCAGCUGCCUCAUUUGGCGAAUAAUCUUAACAAGCCCCCCUCUCCAUGGAGCAGCUACCAGAGUCCCUCUCCUACACCAUCUUCUUCCUGGAGCCCAGGAGGUGGUGGAUAUGGUGGCUGGGGAGGUUCCCAAGGCCGAGAUCACCGCAGAGGGCUGAAUGGAGGAAUAACGCCCCUGAACUCCAUCUCGCCUUUGAAGAAAAAUUUUGCAAGCAAUCAUAUUCAGCUCCAGAAGUACGCUCGCCCCAGCUCUGCCUUUGCUCCUAAAUCCUGGAUGGAAGAUAGCUUGAACAGGGCUGACAACAUUUUUCCUUUUCCGGAUCGCCCCAGGACUUUUGACAUGCACUCACUGGAGAGUUCACUCAUUGACAUAAUGAGAGCUGAAAAUGAUUCGAUUAAAGGUCGUCUAAACUAUUCAUAUCCAGGAUCCGAUAGCUCUCUGCUUAUUAAUGGUCAGUCUUCACUGUUUCCAAUGGAAGAUGGAUUCUUGGAUGAUGGCCGUGGGGAUCAACCUCUUCAUAGUGGCCUGGGUUCACCUCACUGCUUCACUCACCAGAAUGGAGAAAGAGUAGAACGAUAUUCUCGCAAGGUGUUUGUGGGCGGAUUACCUCCUGACAUCGAUGAAGAUGAGAUCACAGCUAGUUUUCGUCGCUUUGGCCCUUUGAUUGUGGAUUGGCCUCAUAAAGCAGAGAGCAAAUCCUAUUUUCCUCCUAAAGGCUAUGCAUUCCUGCUAUUUCAAGAUGAAAGCUCUGUUCAGGCUCUCAUUGAUGCAUGUAUUGAAGAAGAUGGAAAACUCUACCUGUGUGUAUCAAGUCCCACUAUCAAAGACAAGCCAGUACAGAUUCGGCCUUGGAAUCUCAGUGACAGUGACUUUGUGAUGGAUGGUUCACAGCCUCUUGACCCACGAAAAACUAUAUUUGUUGGUGGUGUUCCCCGACCAUUGCGAGCUGUGGAGCUUGCCAUGAUAAUGGACCGGCUGUAUGGAGGCGUGUGCUAUGCUGGGAUUGAUACCGACCCUGAGCUGAAAUACCCAAAAGGAGCUGGGCGAGUCGCAUUCUCUAAUCAACAGAGUUACAUAGCUGCUAUCAGUGCCCGCUUCGUGCAGCUGCAGCAUGGAGAGAUAGAUAAACGGGUGGAAGUUAAGCCAUAUGUCUUGGACGAUCAGCUGUGUGAUGAAUGUCAGGGGGCCCGUUGUGGGGGAAAAUUUGCUCCAUUUUUCUGUGCUAAUGUUACCUGUCUGCAGUAUUACUGUGAAUAUUGCUGGGCUGCUAUUCAUUCUCGCGCUGGCAGGGAAUUCCACAAGCCCCUGGUGAAGGAAGGCGGUGACCGUCCUCGACAUAUUUCAUUCCGCUGGAACUAAAGGAUAACUACAGUGCUCAUUUUCAGGCCUCAGAAUAAGUGCACUCUUCUGUUAAUUCUGCCCCCUUCCUCAACCUCUUCAUGCUGGCAUGUCCUUUUGUGCAGUCUGUAACUUAACAAUAAGUCUAACGGAAAGAAUGACCUAUAAUAUAGGCGUUUUGUAGAUUCUUGUGUCACUGAAAACAAUAUGUAUGAACUCCUUUUUCGUAUUGCCAUCAUGUUGCAUGGAAGUUUCAUUCUCUUGUUUUGCUGGAGACCAAGAGGAUCCAAACUUCCCGCAACAUUUUCUUAGAGGAGAGAGAGAAAUAUUAAAAGAGAAAUGAAACAAUAGAGUAUUUUGGGUUUUUAAUUAAAUUAUUGUUAAUAAUGUAACAGAUAAGAAUACUUUUAUUAAAAUAACCACAUAACAAUAACACUAUCAAUCUCUCCUGACGCGGGGUUUCCCCCAGGGAAGUGCUUUUGCCUUUCUCUUUCUUUUCUUUCAUAUUUUUUGCCUCUCUCUUUUUUUCCGUCCCCUUUUUAUUCUUUUAACAGCAGUGGAAGAAGUUAACAAUUAUUAACAAGAAAGAGUGUGUUAAAGCAAACACAAAUGCAUGAGCAAGAUUGAAGCAGCAUUAUAACUAAUUUUAAGGGUUUAGAGGCGGAAUGUAAUUUCAUUAUGCCGCAAAGUUACUACCACAUCAGAAAAAAAAAAUAGUAAAGUAGGCAGAGCUAGGUUUAUUUUCUUUUAAACAGGUUUUUAAAUUUAGAAUAUAAAAAUUGGGUACAUUUACUUCUGAGGGGAGUGCACUUAUUUAUUUUUAAACUUUUACUUAUCUGGUCACAGCCCCAGGAAACCUACCAAAGCUAGAGUUAAUGACAACUGGUGGGAAAACUAGCAUUUCCUCUCCUAAAGAACAAAUAUAUAAAUUUUAUUUUUGAUGUUAUAUAUAAACUCUAUAUCCUAAUUUACUAACACUCAUCAGGUGUCAGCCUUUGCUCUCCAUUUUGACGUUAAAAAAAAACAGAUCUAGAGAUACCUCAAGGAUAUCAUUUUUGAUUUUGUGUUAGACUACCAUGUGUAGCCAAAACUGGAAGACAAAACCAAUAUUCAAAUUGGCUGCUGAUUGGCUUACUUUUAGAUUUAAAGUUACUUUGGGUAUCCUGUAAUUUAGUUGUAACAUAGAAAAUGAAAAAAAAAAAGUUAAAAAAAAAGUUAAGUAGUUGCAAAGUGUUUUGCACUGUUGAACUAAGUAACUGUGUAAAUCUGUGCAAAGGUACGUAUGUUUAUCUUACUCUUCCUAUAAAAUAAAAUAACAUUACAGUUUCAGAACUUAGCAUGGGACAUAGUCAGUGUUUGAAGUGCCAACUUCAUCAAGUAAUGCAUGCUUUAUUAUAAACAAAACUAGCUUUUGAAAGGCGUUAUGAUGUGUUGAACAGUAUGCUUCAGGGGUAAAUUGAAAAGUCUCUUGAAGCCCUGGUCAUGGAAAUAACUUUUAUUUUAAUGGACAUUCUCUUAUGAAAUGCCCUAUCCACCAUGAAAAGGAUUAUCAUCAGUGUGCAAAACAUUAAAAAAAAAAAAAAAUCUAAUGGCAAUCUUGCUAGUUGUGCUACCUAACAGUACCAUCUUGGAUCCUUCAAAACCAAAGACUUGCCCCAGCAGUGCGGUGGAACCACCUGGCUGAUGACCCCUACUGAUCACCUUUAGGAAAAGCAGUCCUUUAUUUUUAAUCCAGGCUUUAAUGAACUAUAUACCUGUUAAGUUCCAAAGGUCAAAAUGGAGGCAUUUGCUGUCUAAUAGAUACAGAAAGGGAGCUGCUUUUAAAGAAUCCCCUGCAAAUAUUGAAAGCGGUCAUGUGAAUGGAGGGUGCUCUUGCGUAGCUGGUCAGGGACUUUGUUUUCUUUUCUCCUGAACGACAUAAUUCUAAUUGGAAUGUUCAUUUGCCUCUUUUUAUUCUUUUCAGUGCUUGUAGGUGGCUUGGGGUGUGCUAUCGUGCUGUUCCUACCCAGUAAACAGGUGUGAUGAGCUAACAAGAAAUAAGAACUAGCUUUGAAUAAUAAUUUUUCCCUUUGUACAUGACCUGCUGAAUUUCGGUACAGUGUUUUUGUAGCUAACUUAUUUUGUCAUGCACAUAAUGUAUAUUUGUUAUGCACUACUUUUGUAUAUCUUGUUUUUCCAACAGUGAACAUUUUUAGGCACACUUUUCACUGACGGGAUAUCUCUUUAUGCAAUACCUCAAUUUUUCAUAUUGCAAAGAGUAGCUUUUUGUACUUUUAUUACUGAGAGAUCUUCAUAUACUUCAUUUUUUAAUAUAAAUAAUUUUAAUAAAUUUUAUUUUCUUAUAUUCUGCUUUUUAUACAUUUCAGUGCUCUGCAUACAUUUUAAAUUAUGAAUGUUGUGCACUGGCAAUGCUAUUUUAGAGUCUGCAGAGAAGAGAAAGCAUGUUGCUUAAACAUCCUUCCCCAGCACCAGCUAUUGGUGUACCUAUAAUUUAAGAAAUAGUCUAUGUAAAGUCACAAAUUAAUGAAAAAAAAUUCGCAUGAAAAUGACAGAUAACACUGUAGUUCCUAAAAAAAAAAAAAAAAAAAUUAAAUGCAUAAGCAUAGGGUAGAAAUUUAAAAUAACAAAAUUGUCUACAGCUUCUUACUAAGUUUUUAAAAUUAUUCAUAAUGCAGACAUUUUUGGUGAAUGUUUAGCCAUUUUUAAUAUUAAUAAAUUGGUGUUAAGUGUUUGAUUCAGAGAUGUCUGCUCUUUUAAAUUAUAUAUAAAGAAAACAAAAUAGCCUGCCGUGGGACAGGUGUGUAAUGUUAGUAUGCAUGACUAAUGUAAGAAAUUGUUAUUCUACUAAUAUUUACUUGUGAUUGUGUGACAAGCGUGUUUACAGAUUAUUUGGUUACACUUCAAUUUA
Eubalaena glacialis (North Atlantic right whale) is the source of this 5254-nucleotide messenger RNA. It is a transcript of the gene CPEB4, whose product is annotated as cytoplasmic polyadenylation element binding protein 4. Gene Ontology annotation, biological process: negative regulation of cytoplasmic translation. NCBI's taxonomy places the organism in Eukaryota, Metazoa, Chordata, Mammalia, Artiodactyla, Balaenidae. Gene Ontology annotation, molecular function: mRNA regulatory element binding translation repressor activity; mRNA 3'-UTR binding; translation factor activity, RNA binding. The coding region runs from base 202 to 2367 and encodes 721 amino acids. The record is from RefSeq and is a predicted model, not a curated record. The transcript is spliced from 9 exons. Gene Ontology annotation, cellular component: synapse; neuron projection; cytoplasm.